UCUGCCAGCACGUGAACUCCACCUCCACGCUGGUUUGGCGCCGAGCCGCCGGGCUGCUGGUCUCCGCCCCGCUCCAGCGCCGCCUCAGCUCUUGGCAUAGUAAUCUCAGUUCCUGAUCGCGCAGAGAACUGCCUCCCGGCUGCAGGGGACCGCAGCAUGUCCCCCAGCAUCGGUGUGGCCGAGCCAGGGCUGGGAAUACACGUGCGACUGGAAGCCUAGCACCGCGCAGGCAGGCAACGGCCCAGCCAGGGACAGCCCGCCGGAGCAGGCCAGUUCUUUAGAGGACUCAUCCCGAUAGCUUCCCUCUGAGUUCUGACUACUUCCCAGUGGAAAAACGUACUUGGGACAGACACGGGAGUGCUCUUGGAGAGAAGUCCCAUGGGGACUGUGCCUGACCCUCUGAGAGUGACCAAAGCUUCCAUAGUGGCAGCUUCUGGAAAGGAAGAGGGUCGAGGAGAGCUGCAGAAUACCUCCCUACAACAAGCUCAGCCGGAUAAGAAUGCUGGUGGCAUUGGCAAUGCCCCUGCUGAACUCAGCCUCAGGCUCAGUGCAGCUGCUGAGGCCCUGAUGCAAGCUUGUGUGCAUGAGACCAGCCAGCAAGACAUGGCAUCUCCUGGUGUCCUCAAUGAGGUGGAGCCAGUGUCUCCCACACACAGCCCUCCUGAUGACUCCCAGCUGCAAGGAAGCAAGGAGCUGGCAGCACCGAGCCUGAAUCCUACUGCAGAGAAGGAACUUAGAUCUGCACCAUUUUUAAUGCCAGCCGUUCAGCACACUCACCAUGCCAUCCAAGAUGACCCGCCAAAUACUAGCAGCUGCCUGGCACCUGAAGAUUCCUUGGUGAAAUCAAAGGCAAACUCAAACAGUGAGAAACCUGAGAUGUCAAGUUGUCCUACCCGGGUCCCCUGUUGCAGCAGCGAAAAUCAAAUGCUCUGUGAUUUUCCUUCUCCAGAAAAUAUCCAGGGAAUUGUACAGGCUUCAGAUCCAGCAAUGGGGGUUCACUUGUCCCCUUCUGCAGACAGACCUGAUGGGGAAGGGCAGAAAGUCAACAGUAACACCACAGUAGGAGCCAGUGAACCUCUAGCAAGAGGAGGAUGCUCAGAGAACAAACAGCCCUUUGCCACUGCCAUGGAUACCACAGGGGAAGGGUCUGAAAACCUUCCCCCAUCCCCACUCACCAGCAGAGAUUCCACAUGUUCUCCAGAUGCAAAGGAGGUGCCGGUUCGAGCGCAGCAUCCGGUGUCAAGGUUCAAAGAAGCCAGUACAAUGACCUGCCAAGCUGAAAGGGAGACUAAGGAGGUCCCUGGCAGGGCUUGGCAAGAUGCCGAAGUGCAGGCAGUGGCAAGUGUGGAGAGCAGGUCUGUCUCUACCAGCCCCAGCAUCCUCCCUGCAUUCUUAAAGGAAAUUCCUGCUCCCAAGGGUGAGAAUGAGCAAGAGCAGCUACGUGUAGUUUGCCAUGGCAAGGGCAGUGGAGGCCACUUACUGGAACUCUCUAACAGCACAGUAGACCCCCAAGAGUCAAGGCAGUGUGCCGGCAUUGUGCCCAAAGUGCACAUCCUGCCAGCCGCUGCCACUCCUGCUGCUUCCAAGGGGGAAUGCAAAACAAAAAACCAAUCAGGGGAAGCCUUUAAAUCCUCACUGAUGGCCUCCAGUCAAAACCAGGGUACAGAGGAAGGCGGGCAGGCUUCAGCAAGCAAAGAGGCAACCUCCAGGCAGCCUCCAGGUACCAAUCCUGGCUCCCAGAAAGCUAGCCCCAUUGUCCAGAUUUCCCCCAUGGCUGGGAGUCAAGCUGAGAUAAGUCAUGAGCUGGGGAACUCUGAACCCAAGCCACCUGAAUUUGUAGUGAAAACUGCAAAUGACCACAAAACAGAGCCAGACUGCAAACUACCUGAUGCCCGUGGAGGUGCAGUUAAAGAUGACCAGCUGCAGAGCUUGAACCCUGCUGAUAAAAAAGGUGCAAAGGACGGGAAGCCUGCUUCUCCUCAUAUUGUGAAAGAGCACACACCUGGGACCACCUGCGCCCUAGAUGCCAAAACCCUACUACUAAAUCCUAAAUCUCAAGAUAAUGAAGGUACAGGGCCCGAGAGCAAUCUUGCACCCUCCCCAGGGAGGAAGAACCAGCAGAACACCUUGGAAGAACACAGGCAGGCCAAAACAGCCACGAGCCUGAGCCUGCCCCCCGACGGCACAGGGGACUCGAGCCCAGGCUCUGGCAAGAGGACCCCUUCUCGCUCAGUCAAGGCCAGCCCACGCCGGGCCAGCAGGGUCAGCGAGUUCCUGAAGGAGCUCAAUGUGACGGCAGCUGCUGCCCAGGUGGGGCUCACACCUGGAGAAAAGAAGAAACAGAUGGGCGCAGACUCCAAGCUGCAGCUGAAACAGUCCAAGCGAGUCAGGGACGUAGUGUGGGAUGACCAGGGCAUGACCUGGGAAGUGUAUGGUGCUUCCUUGGACCCAGAGUCCCUGGGAAUUGCCAUCCAGAACCACUUACAGAGACAAAUUAGGGAGCAUGAGAAACUAGUGAAAACACAAAGUGACCAGACUCGAAGGUCUAUUUCCUCAGAUUCUUCUUCAAGUAAGAAGCUCAAAGGGAGACAGCAGGGCGUCCUACAGUCCAUGCUGCAAAACUUCCGGCGCCCCAACUGCUGUGUCCGCCCCGCGCCAUCUUCUGUGUUGGACUGAAAGGAAGCCGCACCGCUCUAUGAGUGGUGGUAUUCCUUCUGUCGAUCCGUGUCAAAGCUUAGGAGUUUGGGUUUCUAUUUUGUUUGGGGUUGGUUGUCCUUGUUGUUUUCUGAGAGACGUAGAAGUAAAAGUAACUAUUAAGUUUAAGACGUAGCUAUUACGAACUCUCUGGUCCUCCAUAAAUAAAAUGUCAUUUCACAUUGAUAGAAAGAACGCAAGAAGUGAGGCAAAGCUCGGAGUUGGUCUGCACCCCUAAUUCAGAAAAAAAAAAAAUCUUCACUGAGGUUUUGUUUUUUUUAAUAUGUAAUUGUUUAUACAAGCACAUUUUCACUACACACGAUUCAUUUGGUAUUAUCACCUCAGUCUAACACAGGGUGGUAUUUUCACCAAAAUGUCUGCUUUACAUUAAAACUAGCAAAAAAACCACUAUUAGCAACACUGUGAUGAUUUCUAGUCUUACUGAAGUAAGGAUGCUGGUACCACAGAAGUUUAGGGCCUUCAUACGAACCUUAAUAUGAAAAACUGAAACAAAUUUGAUUUAUUCCUGGGACAAAUAAGAUGAAAUGAAAGUAGUCAAAAGAAUGCAAUAACAAAUAUGAAUUGGCUUUAAGCAUCUGAAGCUAGCCCUUUGUAUGUGAACAAGUUUCUAGUUAGAAAAGCUAGCUACACCUCCAAAUAUGAGUACUGCCUGUACCAAAUAUGAAUUUCAAUCUGUACAUUUUCCUGCCCUGAAAGCCAAGUGCAUCUUUCUGUGCUUCUGACCAAAUUAAAAUGGUGUUUUCUUACACCAGAGGAAGUGUCUGUGAUUGGAGGCAUGAAAUUAAAGAGAACAGUAGAUUUUGGAUUGCAAAUGUGUCCUCUGGUAACAGUUUCUGACUCCUUACAUGUACAGCCUGGAUUCCUUCAGAUUUAUCACUUUUAAGAAACACACUUCAGAGAUCUUUGUGAAAUCUUGAGUUUUGGGCGGCCUUGUUCUCUCACUGGUUUCUACAGAAGGGUAUCUAUGGACCAUGAGAACAUCCUUGGGGCCCUGAGCUAGGCUGAGAGCAGCAGCUUGCACAUCGUGGUUGUGUGGAGAUGGAGCAAGCAUUUGGGGAAGGCCUUCCUUCCAUCACUCAUCUUUUCUAGCCAGUGCUGAUCUGAAGGUUGCUGUUAGCACACUGGACUAAGACAUGAGAGAGAGAGCAACAGUUAGCUGCCUUUGCUGAAAUUACUCCAACAAGCCAGUAAAAAGGACCUGCCUUGGUUUUGUUUUUGUUUUGUUUUUCCUUUAGAGACUCAAAUAUCAGUGGAAUAACCAAAUACCUAUUUUGGCUUUUUUCAAUGUAUUUCUAUUUUGUAGAUUAUUAACAUAAAAAUUAUACCUGAGCUCUAAAACCGAAGCUACGUUGCAUUUGAUUUCUAGAAGAGCAAUUUAACUGUGUAUGUAACUGCAAAUGUAGGCCACGGUGACAGCACCCUCUGAGUUGGAGAAUGAUAAUUACAGUGUUAUACUUGGAACUUAUAACAAAUUUUUUUAAUAAGGCACAUUUUCAGUUUCUUACUAAUUGGCCUCUGUUAAGAAUGCUUUAUAAAGUAGAAAUUACUGUCAAAUUACUGAUCAAAUUGCUAUAUUAAUGAUUAGAGAUUUAGUAUAAAACUCUCUUUUAGUACUCAUUUGUCUCGGAUGCCUUUGCUGGGACUUAAUCUGUCUCCCAUCUUGCACAUACUGGGGCCUUCUGUCACAUGUCGGCACCCACGCUGGGUAUUCACAGGGUACCCCUGGCAUACCCAGGAACAGCUGUCCACAGGACCCACUCCAGAUGGUGAACCUAGCAAGCCUUUGCAGGGAAGUGCUACAACAGGCUGUUCCUACAUUCAAAUAGGGGACAAGAAAGAAUUCUGGUCAGUAAUAAUGUUUGUGGAUUUAGAGUAAGCAUAAAAUGCCUAGAGGCAAUGAAGCAGAGGCCUGAGAGAGCUGUAGACAUCUGUCCCAGAUUUAGUAAAUCAAAACUGCCUCAGUUGGUGUUACAGUUGAACCUCUCAAAUCCAAACCUUAAGAAGAAAUAUUUGAUUUGACUAAUAAGUUUGGUUUUCUUUGGUACUGGCACUAAAUUCUUAAUUUCUACAAGACUCUAGAAAACAUCGCAAAAUGGUACAAAGAGGUUUUGAUCCUUUUGAAUCUUAUAGAAUUGAAAGCUAUUAGAAAUAGUCAUGGAAAUACCUCACCAAAUGGAUACAUUAAGCUGGGAACCUAUUCAGGUGUUUAUAUCAUGGAACCUAUCCGUAGACACUCUUGUAGUAAAAUUCUAUUUGAAGUUUAUCCUUCCCAUAAGUCUGUGACACAGCGUUUGACCUUCAGGACAUCACUGGGACCCCUUGCCUUCUUUGUCCAGGGAGGCACACGGUGGCUUUCCUGGCACACUCUUCAUUGCUUGCUGUUUUGCUUUUUAUCUGUAUGAUAUACACUGGUUUGAGAGUAAUUUUGUGUCUGACAUUAAUUUUUUCACAUGUCAUUUAAAACUUCCUAUUACAUCUUAGAUUUUUAAAGAUAGAUAGCAAAUGUAUUAAAGAAAGAAAUAGAAAAUAUUUCUUGCAUCAGUAAUAAAGGAAGUGAGAACUAAGGGCCUGGAAGUUCAUUUAGCACUUACAAUGUAAAGAUGCUAUACCACUCACAAAGAAAAUACUAGAUCUAUUUAAACUGUGAUUAUUCUGUGUCUGUGACCAAGAGACAAACACCCCAGCUUCCACUGUAAUUUGUUUAUUAUGAGUGAUUUUAUAACAACAUCUUUUUUAAUUAGUGGGUUUUGAUGCCAUGGCCACAUACAGUAAAAUCCUCAUUAACCCUUCAUUUUGAAUCAAUGACAUAGAUAAAUAUUUUGUUAUGUCAAAGUUAACCAGAAACCCGUGUGUAUGUAUGUAUGUCCAAAAUGAAAUAGUUGUAAAAUGGAUUCAUAUGUUGUCCUACCUUAACCAGUUCAGCUAUCUAGAAUGUAAUUUGAUUUUUGAUAGUUUUUUUUAUUCCUAGAAAUCAUCCAACGUAUAUUAUUUUGGAUAUCUGUAUUCCCUGUAUUGUAGAUUAAAUAUAAAGCUGUAGUAAGGUGGACUGAAUGUUUAUGUAAAGCUUCUACCCAGAGGUUGGACUUUGUAACCAAGUCCGUAACGGGAGCUUGCUAUCUCAAAGCAGAAAAACAAUGAUAAGGAAACUGUCAUUUGAUUGGCUCUGAGAAUCUUGGGGUUUUGCUGUUCCCAGUUUGUACUGUUUUGCUUCAUUUGGGGAUCCUCCAUCAUUCUGGGCAUGGUGUAUAUACCACACCAAAAAAUAGAACACAAUGGGAUUUCAACUUUUUGUGGGGGAUGUAUGAGAGUGUACUUUUAAUGUCACUUUUUCAGCUAUUUUUAUAUCCACCUUUACAUUUACUGCAAAUAUGUGAGAAAUCACUGUCUCCUUUCACUUCUACAGUGAAAGUGUUUUUAAAAGGUCUCCUUCUAGUGCCACAUAAUUCUCCAUAUUUCUUGUCUACUUUUUCAGAUCAGUAUAAAGAAAACAUUAUAUUAAAAUAACAUCUGUGUAUAGGUUUAUGUGCUUUUAUUGAACACUGGCCAUUCAUGGCCUUAUGUAGACUCAGAUUUACUAAUUAUCUACAAUGCUGCCAUAGAGAUGAGGCUGUCUACUCUCUCCUGCUCUGUUCCAAGUGGUGUGUGAGACAUAAGCUUGUGAACUCUCCAGUGUGGUGACACAGUGAACUCUGAAGUAUCUUAAGUGAGCUGACGACAUUGUCACUACCACUGCUUUGUAUACGUGAUGAAUCAGAAGCCUUGUUUCUGUCCAUGUCAGUACCUACUGUGUCUGUCACAUUUAUACCCGAGCAUUUUGUUUUCUGUUAGCAGUGUCCCUGGAUGUGUGUGCAGCCUCUUCGGUUGGUUCUUUCCCAAUGCAGGUCAGCUGCUGCACCCUGGCAAAUGAAACUGCAAUCUGUGAAUCUCCUGCCAUCCUUGGGACAAUACCCUCCCCUAACGAAAUUCUGCAGCUGAUGAAUGAUUAUAAAAGUCAUCUGUGCAGACACAUAGGCUUAUGAAUAACUAUAUAAUUUUGAACAGUUUUGCAAAAACAGCUUUGUAAAUAGUGAAGCAGUUUUCCAUGAACUUUAUCUUACUUUUGGAACAGAAAGUAUUCUCCUUGGCUAUGAAAAUCAUAUAAGUUUGAUUUGCAAUAACCAAGAAAAUAAAUGAAGAACUAAGGUGGGACAUUUCUGUCUCAUGGUGUAAUCUGCCAAAGGUCUUUACUGCUACGUUUAAUGCUGAACACUCACCAGCUCAGCUACUCACUUGCCACAACUGAAUAACCUCUCUCAAAGUAAAUCUAGUACAUCUGUAAAUAUACAAACAGCAGACAAUCCAGAAAACACUUUGGAUGUUGCAAAAAUCAAGGUGACAAUAAUUAUAAAGGACAUCCAAAUAACUACAGACUUGGUGAAAUGGUGGGGUCCAGAAUGGUGCAACAAGAUAUUAUUUUCACAUUUUUCCCCAAGACCCAGAUGUCUCAGAAACCAAUUUGAGAAUAAGACUGUUGACUGUGAAACUAAAGCCAAGCAAUACCAUGCCAAAAAGAGGCAGUUAUACCAGCAAGUGCAUCAGCUGUGGGCACACAUUAUGUAACUGUAGUUUGCUCUGUGAAGAUUGACUGUAACUCGGAGGAUAUGUAGAGGGACAAUUUCUGCUUUCUAUUAGAAAGCCUGGGUAGAUGCUUCACAUUUGGAAGCAGCACCGGUGACCAGGAGCAGAGAUUCAAUUGCAUCUCUGUCUCAUGUCAGUCAUGACAGAAGAGGAGCCACGAAAAGUCUUGUUGGCUUCAAGCUCAAAUCAGCUGCAACCAGAACCUUUGUCAAAUAAAAGGAUUGAAUUUACAGACAUUUCUCUUCCUGGACACUAGCAUGUCAUACGCAACUCACUUAACUCAAAAUAGUGGAUUGUAGGACUUAGCAAUGAAAAGCAGGCUCCCCAAAGUGCUAAAACAUGAGCCCAUCUAACAAAAGGAGCCUCAAAUAAUGCCUUACAAAGAAAGUUCUAGAUGAUUUCUGAAUACUAAUGACUCAUCAAGUGUCUAUCUGAGUUCAAGUUCAAAAUUAAUUGGCUGCAAAGUAUUAGGAAUUAAGUCACAUAUUUUGCACUUCAGAAAAAGACACUGAUGAUCAACCAACAAAAUGAUAAUUAUAAUGAGAUGUUCUCAUGAUUUGCACUUGCUAGGGAGAAUUAAAAUGGGAGAGAACAUCUAACCUCUGGAUCUCUUCAAUUUGGAAAUGUCAUUAGUUUUCCCCCCCUAGGGAGAAAAAUCUAAUUUUUUUUUUUUAACGUUGCUGCUAGUAUCAAGUUUUGUUAUUUUAAAAAUUAACUGUCUCCUUUGGGAAAACUUCUAAGUAUUAAACAGUUUCUCUCUGAUUCAUGUGAAGGUGGUGUAUGGAGUAAACCCCACCAGAUGAGCAAAACGAGCUUGUCUGUGUUGGAGGCAUUCUUACUGAUUUCACUGUAUAUUCAAUGGCAUUCAUUUUGGGCCAUGUCUUGGAGUAAGUCACUUUCUACCACGUCCUAAAAUGACACAUUGUGAAAUGGCAGUAUUCUAGUCCUGCACAUUGGUCAUUAGAAGAAAGGAAUGACUACUAAUGCUUGCUAUCAGGGGGUCUACAGAUACCUCCUAUUAAAGAUGACAGAAGUCAACCUGGCCUGAGAAAUCAAGAAAAACUCUUCUAGUAGCAAUUCCUAAAUCUCUAUAUUUAUUUACCACUGCUGUACUAAUGUGUGAAAAAAAUGUUGUGCAUAAUACUGUAGCUGGUUGUGAUAUGUCCAUACAUUCUAUAAGUGUGCACAGUCUGUGAGUGAUUGUCACUUUUUUGUGUAGAAAAAAAAUAGCAUGUUAUAGCCCAUUUAAAGGCUAUUUCCUAUUACCAGGUAGGUACAUUCAGGAAAGUAAAUAAAAUCAACAAAUGUGUGCAUGUAUGUUCAGUGACAGAAUCAAUCCUUUCAGUUGAAGGUCAGGAGGGACCAGACUUGUUUUGUUUUGUUUGUUUAUUUGUUUUAUCAUCUACAAGAGUAGCCAGCAUAAUUACCACAAAGGCUGAAUAGAGUGGUCUGUAUGUUGGCAUGUUACUAAAUAUGCCAGAGCUAAUUUCACAUGCCAUUAGUCACAAGUAAGGUCAGUUCUUUGACCACUCAGUUGAUUUACAUUCCUCACACAUCCUCUGUGUUAACUGUGUGAUAGUAUGUACAUACCAUAGGUGUGAUUGUGUACAUACCUUGUAUGAAUUAUCUAAAUUCUCUAAAGCUGUUGCUGGAAGCAGAAUGAAGAAAUAAUUAUUCAGAGGCCUCAAAAGGGCUAAUCAAUAUGUAUUUUCAUUUUCUACACAUAAAAUGUAUAUAUAGCAAAAUGUAAAUAGCAUAUCAAAAUAGAUAUGCACACAAAUGCAUUUUAUUCAUAAUACUACAUUUGAAUAAAUCAUUAACAAAUUAAAACAACUAAUUAAUAGCUACAUCUUUCCAUGAAUUUACUAUUUUAAAUCUAUUAAUGUUGAACAUAAUGCUCCCUCUUAAAUGAUAUUACACCCCAAAUGGCAGAUUUUAUGUAAAAGAAAGUCCAGCCUAUUUGGCAUCUCACUGAGUCUGGUAUCUGAACAGCUUCAGAGUAUUAAUGCUGUUUCCUAAAUACAGAAGUAUAUCUGAAAAUGACACACACUGGGGAAAACUGCUUAUAUUUGGGGAGCUGAAUUUGGACCUUUACCAGUAUUUAUAUGCACAGCCUGACAGAAAGCUUACAUUUUUGUUCAAGUAUCCCUGGAUUUCUCCAGUGUACAUAAUCAUUCAAAGGAGAGACAAUCACAGGCCUUCUCUUGAGAUUAGUAAAACAAUGUGUACCCACGCUGAAGAAAAAUAAAAGUGAAAAUAAAUUACAGGUGAUGUUGGUAGGAUUGGACAACCCAAACAAUUGGGAGUUCCUUAAGAGAGACUUUUGUACUCUGCAGACUAAUCCAAAGGCCAAUGCCAUUAGCCAGUCAGUGGCAAUGCUGAACAAAAAAAAUAUCCUGUUUAUCAGUUUUCAGCAAGGAAUUGAUCAAAAUGCUCUCAUUUCUUCUCAAAGAAAAUUCUCUGUUUAAUAAAGAUCAGAGACUGACAUUCUUAAAAGUUAGUAUAAUUUGACCCUGACUCUGUGACACUAAAAACUGUGUUAGCUAGUUGCUGCACUGACAAUAUGAACAGAAAUAUCAGUAUUGUCCUUUGAUAGAGAAUUGUAUUUGGAAAGUACAAAUACAACCACUUUGUACUAAAGGUUAUGAAUAACAUUUGAACACACAUUCAUGGAUUAGGAACUGGAUGUUCAGUCUUCCCAUCUUAGAGAUGGGUAAGGCUAACCUGUUGGACAGACACUACAGGAUGACUGCAGCUGGCUGGGUUUACCUGUGAUGAGAACACAAUUCCUGAAAUCUUGAUGUUCACCAAUAUUUGCUCUUACAUAAAAGAAAUUUAUGUAACCUUGAAAAAUGUAUAUUAAUUUAAAUAUCACCAAAAAUUCUGUCAAUGUGACAAUCAUUUGUGGACACUCACUGAGAAAGACCAAAAUGAAUGACCAUAUUUAAUCAUUGAAAAACAGUAACAUUCAAAAUUUAAAGUAUGAGAGUAGUUAUGGCAUCGUGUCUUUCUACAAAGAUGAUAAAAUAGCAUGGUUAAGAAAGUUCUCAUCUCUUGGACAUUGUUCAGUAGACCUUCAUUACCCAGAUAAAGAUGGAAAGUCAUGUUUAUACAAAGAAUGAUUUCACAGACUCCAACCUUCAUUUUGCACAUGGUUUUUAAUUGGUGUUUAAAAUACUGAGAUUCAGCUGGUUAGCUACUUUUGUCCUUAAAAGUUUUGAAAUAUGAUUUUUUGCAUUUCACUUCUCAUAAUAAAUAUAAUAUGGAAUAAAAUGUCUUAUGUUUCUA
Peromyscus maniculatus bairdii (prairie deer mouse) is the source of this 10620-nucleotide messenger RNA. RefSeq names its product GPRIN family member 3 (gene Gprin3). Gene Ontology annotation, cellular component: plasma membrane. Gene Ontology annotation, biological process: neuron projection development. The record is from RefSeq and is a predicted model, not a curated record. NCBI's taxonomy places the organism in Eukaryota, Metazoa, Chordata, Mammalia, Rodentia, Cricetidae.